Messenger RNA from Symsagittifera roscoffensis, 1055 nucleotides. RefSeq names its product tRNA (adenine(58)-N(1))-methyltransferase catalytic subunit trmt61a-like. The transcript has a single exon. Gene Ontology annotation, molecular function: tRNA (adenine(58)-N1)-methyltransferase activity. Lineage: Eukaryota; Metazoa; Xenacoelomorpha; Acoela; Convolutidae. Gene Ontology annotation, biological process: tRNA methylation. Gene Ontology annotation, cellular component: nucleus; tRNA (m1A) methyltransferase complex. Bases 106 to 1050 code for a protein of 314 amino acids. The record is from RefSeq and is a predicted model, not a curated record.
AAAAUUUACGUAAAUUUCAGAUGCUGUUUAAAUUUCGUCUGUUAGUUUUCAGAUUUUAGAUUGCGUACUGAUUGAAAGUUAAUUGUGGUAAUCAUUAUCUGCUAAAUGGAGGUUGACAGUACUCACGAAAUAUAUGAGACUAUGGACACUACUGCGGCAGACACGAAAAAUGAGAGCUACUCAAUUCUGGAGCCCAAAUUAAUUGCCCAAGAGUUUGAUUGUGCAAUUUUGAACUUCACAAGUGACUUUUUGGAAAAUAAGUACGUCAUUUUGGAUCCCAAAAAGUCAAUCCAGACUAAAUUUGGAAUGGUCGUUUUCAAAAACCUCAUUGGAAAAGAGUACGGCUCGAAACAUGCGUUUUCUUCGAACAACAGUAAAGGGUACUUCUUUCUAUUACAUUUGACGCCAGAACUAUGGACCACAAAUUUGAACCAUAGAACCCAGAUUCUUUACUCUAUGGACAUUUCUAUGAUUGUUUUCGAGUUGGAUCUUGUCAGUGGAAGCAGGGUGAUUGAAACAGGUACUGGGAGUGGGUCUUUAAGUCACUCAAUUGCGAGAGCAAUUGCACCGAAUGGACUACUUAUUACUCACGACUACAGCGCCGAACGAGUUGAAGCGGCCAAUCAAGACUUCAAACGCCAUGGAAUCGACAUCAUCGCGUGUAGUUCUCAGCGAAAUGUGUUGUUGGAAGGCUUUGCGCCUUCAUGCAAAGUCAAAAAAGUGGAUGCUGUGUUUUUGGACUUGCCUGAACCUUGGAGUGCAAUCAAGUUUGCAGCUGAAGUUUUAAAAAUUGAUCAUGGACGAAUAGCUUGUUUUUGUCCUUGUAUUGAACAGGUUCAAAGAACGUGCAAUGAGCUGAGAAACUGCAAGUUUCAACACAUAGAAACGAAAGAGUAUGUGCUGCGGCCAUUCGCAAUAAUGAAUGACACAGUUGCAACUUAUAAAGAGGAUUUAUCAGAGAAGUCAUCUUACAAGCAAACUUAUCUGAAGAGAAAAAACUAUAAAUAUACUCAUACUGGGUACCUUAUUUUUGCAUCGUUCUUUGGCUAAAUUAA